Messenger RNA from Eurytemora carolleeae, 2461 nucleotides. Its product is annotated as potassium voltage-gated channel subfamily KQT member 4. Gene Ontology annotation, biological process: transmembrane transport; potassium ion transport. NCBI's taxonomy places the organism in Eukaryota, Metazoa, Arthropoda, Copepoda, Calanoida, Temoridae. The transcript has 14 exons. The record is from RefSeq and is a predicted model, not a curated record. Gene Ontology annotation, cellular component: membrane. The coding region runs from base 1 to 2247 and encodes 748 amino acids. Gene Ontology annotation, molecular function: voltage-gated potassium channel activity.
AUGCUUGAUGAAUAUGAGGAGUUGGCAACAGAGAUCCUUUUUUACCUGGAGAUAGUUAUAGUAAUCUGGUUCGGAGCAGAGUUCUUUAUCCGUCUUUGGUCUGCAGGUUGUAGAUCCAGGUUUCAAGGUUGGAUGGGAAGAAUGUAUUUCAUGAAAAGUCCUUUCUGUCUGAUAGAUGUAGUUACCAUUAGUGCCUCCCUUGUUGUUCUCUCUGGACUAGGAGAACGAGUAGUUGCUGCAUCAGCACUGCGUGGUCUGCGUUUUUUCCAAAUCCUUCGUAUGGUCAGAAUGGAUAGACGCGGGGGUACAUGGAAACUUCUAGGAACAGUUAUAUAUGCUCACAGACAAGAACUCAUCACAACACUUUACAUUGGUUUCCUUGUACUAGUUUUCUCCUCUUUUGUAAUAUAUAUGGUGGAGAAAGAGGAGAAUGAAAAAUUUAAAAGUUUUGCCCACGCACUAUGGUGGGGAGUGAUAACAUUAUGUACGGUUGGUUACGGUGAUGCGGUGCCAGUGACUUGGAAAGGAAAGAUAAUGGCUUCUUUUUGUGCACUAUGUGGCAUAUCAUUUUUUGCCCUUCCAGCCGGAAUUUUAGGCUCAGGAUUUGCUCUAAAAGUUCAGCAACAACAACGACAAAAGCACAUGAUCCGGCGUCGUAUUCCAGCCGCAACUCUUAUUCAAUGCUUGUGGCGAUGUUAUGCCGCGGAUGAGAACUGCACAAGUGAGGUCACGUGGAAGAUGCAUCUCGUGCCGCGGCAUAGAUCCCAACCUGUACUCAAAACACAGUCGUCUUUUGUUCAGCGUUUACCCACCCUUAGAAGAAACAGGAACCGAUCUACUGUGCAAAAACAGGAGAGGGGGUUUUCUACAGAAAAUUUUGAGACUCAAAGCAACAUCUGCGAUGAAACUGAUCAGACUAGAAAGUCCGGAGAUAAGCCUGGUUUAUCAAGAACAACCUCAAAACAUUCACGCUCCCUUUCUCCAAAUCCUUCCAGGAACCCGUCGCGGAACAUUUCUCGAAACCCUUCCCGAAACCAAAGUCCUCGGGGCUCCAAAGGUGCGUCACGAGCUUCCUCUCCGUUCCCGUGGAACAACGCUCUAAACUUCAAUGCAACUCUGCCCGCAGCUCCUCCUAACCAUCUUGAUAGUAAUGAUCCAGCUCUGCCCUUAAUGCUCUGCUCUCUUCUCCAAAGGGAAUUUUGCAUGAAAUCUCCGAGAAGACAAAGGAAGAAUACGAGCAGUAAGCUCAAAUAUAUGGCAGCAAGAAGAAAAUUCAAGGAAGCCCUGCGGCCUUAUGAUGUUAAAGACGUGAUAGAAUCCUACUCGGCUGGUCAUGCUGAUCUUGUGACAAAGGUCAAAAACCUGUCCGGCAGGCUGGAUCAGAUUCUUGGAAAACAGGGAACGAAGAGUAAGGAUGUAUAUGACUCCAAGUCCAGUCUGGCGAGCAGGAUUGUUAAUACCGAGAGACAGGUUGACACAAUAGAGGAGAAGCUUCAACUCUUUAUUGAUAUGUAUGAAGAAGAUAGAAAACGUCUCAAUGCAUUCACCUACGCAGUGCCCCAGCCCCCACCCUGCACACCAUGUCCGGACACGCCCAUUUCUCAGAUAGUAUCUCCUCCUGCAGGAUACUACAUGCACUCUGCUCAUCAAACCUUCUAUAAUUCAGUCAGUCAGGGACUUCAGUCUAUUGGAAGCAAUAAUAAACCUAGAUCCGUUGUGAUGGAUACCCAGUAUAGUGAACCUGGUUCCCCUACCAAUGAGACACUGCAAGAGAAAUCUUUAAAUAUUCAACCUAAAAAACCGUUUAAAAAGAGAGUCACUCUUGGAUAUAUUCCUUCAAAGUUUACACGAAUGUCCGAGGAUGAAUACCGUCAAGUGAAUACAAGACAGGAUGAAUCAGUAUCCCUGUGUAAUAUAGUUCCACCCAGUGUCCGGAUAGAAGGAUGUACUCCACCUUCAGAGGAUAAUAGUCUAGAUGGAGAGAUUUGCAAGUACCUUAGAGAUGAAUUUGAUGAGAGUGAUCUCAACCUAUACCUAGAGAACACCAGUUCAGAAUCCACCACUGUUACCAACCUCACGGAGCAGCAACCCGCCAUCUUUGCCGGGCCGGAGAUUGUCAUAACCGGUUCUCCGACCAGAGAGCACAGACGACUUACAGCAACCUACUCCGCGCCGUCAACUUUUCAGAAAUCCGAAUCUCCGAACAACAAGACAGAUUUCUCAUCUCCUUCUGAAACCCUGAUAUAAAGAAGAAGAAGAAGAAGGAGAAGAAGAAGAAGAAGAAGAAGAUCAUAGGGUCCCACAUGGACGCAUUUGGUGGCAUCAAAAUCAAAAGCUUGAGCGCAUUAUGUACAUAUCAAUCCAUAGUUUACGUAAAAUAUUCGUUAAUUUGAAAACUUUGAAAGUUUUGGCCAAAUUCUCAAAAUUUCUAAUCCCAAUAUCUUUGCAUUGUGAUGGUAAA